Hydatigera taeniaeformis is the source of this 300-nucleotide messenger RNA. Lineage: Eukaryota; Metazoa; Platyhelminthes; Cestoda; Cyclophyllidea; Taeniidae. The record is from the annotation of a GenBank genome assembly.
AUGGUAAACAUCUCCUUGAACGAGACACUCCAAUCCCGUAUAGCUUUUACUCGCAUUGGACCAAAACGGAUUGCUGGAGUCGCUUUGCUCACUUAUCUUCGUCAUGACCCAUUUAUUGCUGCCACUUUCUUGCAUGAAUUGGAGGAUCGUGUGAAGGAGAUGCUGCACUCGUUCGCGUUUAAGACAAGGCGUUAUAUUGCUAACCUUGGCCACGGCAUCUGCCCCGAUGUGGAACCCGAGAAGGUGGCCGCUUUUGUCGACCUAGUGCACCGGUACUCUGCUGAUGGCAUCGCCGCAUAA